This is a messenger RNA of Aspergillus oryzae RIB40, 3879 nucleotides long. RefSeq lists its product as uncharacterized. Lineage: Eukaryota; Fungi; Ascomycota; Eurotiomycetes; Eurotiales; Aspergillaceae. Gene Ontology annotation, molecular function: nucleic acid binding; RNA-DNA hybrid ribonuclease activity. The transcript has a single exon. Bases 1 to 3879 code for a protein of 1292 amino acids. The record is from RefSeq and is a predicted model, not a curated record.
AUGACGACACCCAACCUGCGACUAGUACAAUUGAACAUAUGGAAAUCUAGAGCAGGCAUGGAAGCCCUGAUUAACGAUUCCCAAACACAAAACUUGGACAUACUCCUCAUCCAAGAGCCGCCACUCACGGCAUACAGCACACACGUCAACCACAGCGCCUGGCACCUCUACCAGUCAACAUGUCAGGAGGACACCCCCAAGAAACGUAGCCUACUCUAUGUGAACAGGCGAAUCUCAACAGCCUCACAUCGACAGAUAAAAUGCAACCACCCCGAUGUCACAGCAGUCAAAAUGUGGACCAUGGAGCGGCAAAUGCUGAUAUUCUCGAUAUAUGUCCCAACCACGAACCACAGCCAACCCAUGGAAGAGGUCUCAAUCCAAGCGAUGCUGGAAGAGAUCGAGACCUGCAUCCAACAAGCGAUAGAAACCACAGACAAGCCAACAACAAUUAUCAUGGCAGGAGACUUUAACCGCCAUCACCCAAUGUGGAGCAAAAACCGCAUCUACCAUGUCGCGAUAGAACACGCUGAAGAAUUAGUCACUUUCUUUCACAAGCACGGACUCCAGCCAUGCCUCCCCCGAGGCACCCCUACAUACUGGUCGAUGAGUUACCCCGGAAGCAACUCCACCAUCGAUCUCACGGUAACGGAUACACCUGAAAGCCUUAUAAAAUGCCACCUUUACCAUGACCACUAUGGAUCAGACCAUCGAGCUGUUUACUCUGAAUGGUCCCUUGACCCAUCACGGAACGCCGAACGCGAACCUCGAAGAGCAUAUGACCGCGCGGACUGGAAACAGAUUGGAGAAUCUGUUCAAGCCCAAAUAGCACAAACACCGCCCAUCCAUACGGAGGCUGAACUUGAAGGAGCAGUGGCGAAGCUCAUUACGUGCACAACCUUUGCAGUGGACCAGCACACACCAAUGGCUAAACCGUCACCAUACUCCAAACGGUGGUUCUCCCCAGAACUCAAGGAGCAACAACGCGAAGUUAAUAGGGCACGGAGAAAAUGGCAAGAAAGCUGCGCUGAGAAAGGGCGUCAAGAUCCAAUGUCACUAAUUUUGUUCGGAGACAUGCGGACGAAACGCAGAGCAUGGACAAGAGCCAUUGAAAAGGCAAAAGCCACCCACUGGAAGGACUUCCUCGACAGCGCCGGAGAGGGCCACCUGUGGAAAGCAGCCUCGUACAUGCGCCCUCGGGAAUCGUAUGGAAACAUCCCACCAUUGAAACAAGACAAAGGGGAGACAGCGGACAACACGGAGAAAGCAAGGCUAUUUAUGAGAACCUUCUUCCCCAGGAUGGCACCACCAGAAGACACCAUGGAGAUGGAACAAAGAGAAGAGAUCCCAUGGACACCCAUCACCGAGCAAGAGGUCUACAGGGCCCUUCGGGCCGCCAAACCCAUGAAAGCACCCGGAGAGGACGGAAUACCAAUGCUGGUAUGGAGACAGCUGUGGCAAUGGCUGAGGACGGAGAUCCUCCGGAUCUUCACCGCAUCGGUCAACCUAGGGUACUAUCCAGAAAAAUGGAAGCGAGCAAGGAUCGUUGUCCUCCGGAAGCCAGGGAAGCCUGACUAUACCCUGCCGGGUGCAUACCGGCCGAUCUCUCUCCUGAACACUCUGGGGAAAGUCCUCGAAGCUGUCAUGGCCAAACGCCUUUCAUACUACGCAGAAGAAUACGGCCUGCUACCAAAUACUCAAUUCGGGGGUCGACCAGGCCGUAACCCUGAACAAGCGUUGCUUGUGCUGAGGAAUGCGAUUGACCGAGCAUGGCUAGCGUCGAAAGUGAUAACACUAGUGGCCUUUGACCUCAAAGGGGCAUUUAAUGGGGUUAGCAGUAACAUCCUUGACCGACAACUCAAGGCCAAAGGAAUCCCCACCAAGCUGCGAGCCUGGGUAGCCAGUUUCAUGGAAGGCCGAUCAGCCAGUAUCUCAUUUGACGACUUUGAGUCCGCCAGAUCCCUGCUAGAGAACGCGGGCCUGGCGCAAGGUUCGCCCCUAUCGCCAAUUCUCUUUAUCUUCUUCAACUCCAACCUGGUAAACCAGCGGGUGGACUACCACGGCGGCGCGUCCGCAUUUAUCGACGACUACUUUCGGUGGCGCGCGGGGAAAUCCGCCGAGGAGAACAUCAGGAAACUCCAGGAGGAAGACAUCCCCCGCAUUGAACAAUGGGCAAAACUAACAGGCUCAUGCUUCGCCGCGGAGAAAACCGAGCUUAUCCACUUUACUAGAAAGAAACGCGAACAAACCAAAGGGAGACUGGUAAUCCAAGGCGCGACCAUCGAGCCCUCAGCGACAGCCAAGCUGCUUGGGGUGGUGUGCGACCAGGAAUUAAGAUGGAAGGAACACGUACAGCAAGCAGUGAAUCGAGCCACCAAGGUCAACAUCGCCCUGGCGGGACUUCGACACCUCCGUCCCGGACAAAUGAGGCAGGUCUACCAGGCCUGUGUGACACCAAUCAUGGACUAUGCAUCAACAGUCUGGCACAACCCUCUCAAAGACAAGAGACACCUUAGGGUGCUCGACACGGUCCAAAGGUCAGCCUUGAUUCGAAUAUUGUCCGCAUUCCGAACAGUCGCAACAGCAACGGUGGAAGUGGAAACAUACACGCUGCCAACGCAUCUGCGACUCAAACAGAGAGCACAGAGGGUGAUUGUCAACCUGUGCACGCUCCCUAGAGACCACCCGAUUCAGGAUGUGAUUUCACGAGCUCGGAGGCGACGCGAUAACGUGGGAUCCCAACCCCGGUUCCCGCUGGCAGAAUCAAUGAAAACCAUGAGGCUGGAACAACUAGAUGGACUAGAAACGAUCGACCCGAAACCAAUGGCCCCUUGGAAACCCCCAGGCUUUUUGGAGAUUGACAUUGAACCAGACCGGGAGAAAGCAAAGGACAAGGCUACUGCCCUACAGGCGUCAUCCAAUAUGGUAGUCUUCUCGGAUGCAUCCGGGCAGAAUAACCAACUUGGCGCAGCGACAGUGAUACUAGACCACAAUAAAGAUGUAGUCGAGUCCCGACAACUCUCCAUUGGAUCGAUGGCCAAUUGGUCAGUGUACGCGGCGGAGCUUAUUGGGAUAUUCUACGCCAUUAGCCUUGUCCUAAAGAUAGUAAGCUCAAGACCAAGAACCCCGACAACCUCACAACAAGAACCAGCAACAAUCCUCUGCGACAGCAUGUCAGCACUACAGGCCAUCAGAAACCCAGGCAAUAAGUCAGGACAACGGAUCAUCCAUGCCAAUCUGCAGGCCGCCGCAGAAUUGAAAGCGCGAGGCAUCCCCCUCCGCCUCCAAUGGAUCCCGGGACACUGCGACGACCCUGGAAACGAUGCAGCAGACAAACUAGCCAGAAUGGCAGUUGGUCUGGAUAAAAUGCACCCCUUCCCCCGCCUUGUCUCCCAAGAAAGAGCAAGCAUUCGAAAGCAGAUCCUCAAAGAGUGGGAACAUGAAUGGAAGACAUGCAAAAAGGGUAGCCACCUACGGCGGAUUGACCCAAAGUUGCCUGCUAUCCGCACCCGACGACUAUACGACUCGUUGCCACGGAACCAAGCCUACUUACUUACCCAGCUGCGGACUGGCCACUGCUGGUUGGCUCCGUACGGCAAACUUCAUGGACACCGAGAAGACGAUAAAUGCGAAUGCGGUGCCAAGGAAACAGUAACCCACGUCCUACUAGACUGCUCAAAACUUAGAAUACCACGACAGAAACUACGCAGGGAGCUUGGAGAAGCGUUCGGUGAUAUACCGGCCAUGUUAGGAGGGAAAGGAGAAACCAGCCACGUGAAGGCUGUACUGGAUUUUGCAGAAGCAUCUCAAAGGUUUCGUAGCCGCGGACCAAGGGGCCCGCAAAGACAGAACUCAAGGCAGACGGCCACCACAGGCCCCUAG